This is a messenger RNA of Lates calcarifer (barramundi perch), 6290 nucleotides long. It is a transcript of the gene ankrd27, whose product is annotated as ankyrin repeat domain 27 (VPS9 domain). The transcript is spliced from 29 exons. The record is from RefSeq and is a predicted model, not a curated record. Gene Ontology annotation, biological process: early endosome to late endosome transport; neuron projection morphogenesis. The coding region runs from base 597 to 4073 and encodes 1158 amino acids. Gene Ontology annotation, molecular function: SNARE binding; guanyl-nucleotide exchange factor activity. Gene Ontology annotation, cellular component: plasma membrane; neuron projection; late endosome. Lineage: Eukaryota; Metazoa; Chordata; Actinopteri; Centropomidae.
AACCUGUGUGUUUUAUAUGCAUCUGUCUGGGUCAGUUGAAGUUAACCAGUAACAAACGUGUUACAACGUGCACGGAACACUAACAGUUUCCUUUGCCGAUGAGUAGUAAGACCUGUAACCGGACAGGACCUGAUUCAACACACGCUCCACUCCUCGCUGCUUAUUUUACGUGUUUUCUCUAUGAAGUCUGGCAACUCGGUGACCAAAGGCUAAAGGCACCGACUGCUGCUGUUGUAGCCAGCUGAUCCCGGUAAACAGCCUCUGACACAGGCUGCUGUAGGUGUUUAUCACUGCCAUGCUAACACCUGGAUGAGCUGAGGGACCCGCUGAUAACAGUAAUUCUCCUGCUGUUUCCCACAAUCCUCGGCUGACUGACUGUAAUCUGAAUGUGUUAAUGUAACGCUGUGUGGACAUUCCUCUCUCUGCACCCGCUGGGAGCUUUAAGCAUGAGAGGUCACGAGGACCUGGAGGGGUCACGUGACUCAUUCCUCGGUUUCUUCCCCCCUGGCUGAGCCACCUGACGUGGGGGCCGGCCGCUCGGGGAGGGUGAGUCUGGAUCUGGAGUCCCAGUUUGUCUGAGCCGGAGCUGAGGGAGGAUGAAGCUGAUCUCUGAGCAGAGGGAUGAGGAUCCAGACCUCCAGCUCCUUAUGGCUGUAUAUGAUGAGAACAUCCUGAAGAAUCCUUUCUACUUGGCGUUGGAGAAGCAGAGACCGGACCUCUGCAGCCGAGUGGCCGAACUCCACGGCAUCGUCCUCGUUCCCUGUUGUGGAAGUUUGAACGCCAGCAGCUUCUCGGACUCUCAGUUCGACAGCUAUGUCCUGCAGCCCGCGGAGGACGGAUACCACACUAUGGAUGGAAAGGAGGUCAGGAUCCAGGACAGGCAGGUCCUGCUGGGAUCCGGCUUCCCGGCUCCGGCGUCGGUCCCGAUCCUGUUCGAGGAAACCUUCUACAACGACCAGGAGCAGAGCUACAGCAUCCUGUGCAUCUCCCGGCCCGUGGAGGUGGAGCCGAGCCCGGCCGAGCUCAGCCCGCCGCCUCCUUACUGCCUGAAGAGCGUGGAGGACGUCAGGGAGUUCCUGGGACGCCACGCCCAGAAACUGGACAAGUUCAUCCUCGGCUUCUGUCAGGCCUUCAAGGAGCAGGAGAGGAAGGGACUCCGACACCACAUAGACUCUGUGAACGGUCUCUACACUAAAUGUCUUCAGUGUCUGCUGAGAGACUCUCGCCUGAAACUUCUGGCCAAGCAGGAGCUUCAGAUGACGCUUCUCAAACAGGCGGUGGAGAUGUAUGUUCAUCAUGGUAUCCAUGAUUUAAUCUUUAACUUUGUGGGAACGCUUGAAGCCAGCCAGGACGCCGCCUUCAAUAAAACCACCAGGAGUCUACAGGAGCUGCAGCAGAAAGACCUGGGAGUCAAACCUGAGUUCAGUAUAAACUUGUCUCGGGCGAAGAGGGAACUGAGUCAGCUCAACCAUCAGACCUCCCCUCUCCUCAAACUGCUGUGUCUGCGCAGAGUCACCCUGACGGCCACGCAGACGCCCAGACGCACCGUCAGUAUCGAGGCUGUGAGCGCAGACGACCUGCUCUCCGUCAUCCUCUACCUGCUGGUGAAGACGGAAAUCCCCAACUGGAUGGCCAACCUGAGCUACAUCAGGAACUUCUGCUUCAGCCACUCCAGUAAAGACGAGCUCAGCUACUGUCUGAGCACCUUCGAGGCGGCGGUGGAGUACAUCAACCUGGGGAAGCUGCAGGACACACACUCUGGCUCAGGUGAGCUGAACGACAAGGCUCUGUUCAAAGAGAGGAUGAGUCUGUUGUCUCAGAGCGCCGCCACGCCCAUCCACUGUCUGUUUGAGCACAUAGCGAAUGGGAACGAGGCCGAGGUUGAACGUCUGCUGAGCGAAGGCGAGAGCGACGAGGACGUCAGGAUGUGUCACCCCCUCUGCUCCUGUGACCUCUGUGACCUCCAGCUGUCCGGGCGGCUGAACGACCCGUCCAUCGUCACGGCGUUCUCCAGAGACGACCGCGGUUACACUCCGCUGCACGUCGCUGCUAUCUGUGGUCAGGCUCAGCUGAUCGACCUGCUGGUGUGUAAAGGAGCGCCGGUUAACGCCACCGACUACCACGCCCUCACGCCGCUGCACCUCGCCUGCCAACGGGGAUACCAGGGAGUCACGCUGCUGCUGCUUCACUACAAGGCCAACACAGACGCUCAGGACAACAACGGCAACACACCGCUGCACCUCGCCUGCAUGUACGGACACGAGGACUGUGUGAAGGCGUUGGUGUACUAUGACGUCGAGACGUGCCGCCUGGACCUGCAGAACGAUAAAGGCGACACGGCGCUGCACAUGGCGGCUCGGUGGGGCUACGAGGGAAUCAUCCAGGUGCUGCUGGAGAACGGAGCGAGCACCAACAUCCCCAACAAGAACAAAGAGUCGCCGCUGCAGUGCGCGCUCAACUCCAAGAUCCUCAUGCUGCUGCAGUCGACUCAGAACGGACGUCAGCGCAGCAGAGUCGACUCUCCCAGUCGCUCCCCUCUGGCCUCAGACUGCAGCAGCCGUCGCUCCUCCAUCUCCAGCACCUCCUCUCUGGGCUCCGAGGCCAAACCAGAGGGAGAACGGGUUCGACACAGAGAGGUGGAGAAGCUGCUGCGUGCCGUGGCAGACGGAGACGUAGAGAUGGUGCGUUACCUGUUGGAGUGGAUGGACGAGGAAGAGGAGGAUGAAGGAGAGAUUCGUUCUGAGGCUCUGCUCUGCCACCCUCUGUGUCAGUGUCCCAACUGCGCCCCCACCCAGAAGUUGUCUGUCCUUCAGGCCGGAGCUCUCGGCGUCAACAGCUGCAACGUCGACGGCUUCGCGCCGCUCCACGUCGCCGCCCUGCACGGCCACUCGGCGCUGGCCGCCCUGCUGAUCCGCCACGGAGCCAACGUCAACGCCCGCACCAACCAGAGCGCCACGCCGCUUCACCUGGCCAGCCAGCACAGCCACGUCCAGGUGGUGAGGUUUCUGCUCGAGUGCAACGCCAAACUGAAUAAGAAGGAUCACUAUGGCAACACGCCGCUGAUACACGCCUGUCUCUGUGGAAACCAGGAGACGGUCACCACCCUGUUACAGAGUAACGCUCUGGUGAACGUGGCGAACCUCCAGGGGAACACGGCGCUCCACGAGGCGGUGCGGGGCGGACACCAGGCGCUGGUGGAGCUGCUGCUGAGGGGCGGAGCCUCGGCCGGACUCAGGAACAAGAGGCAGAGGACGCCGCUGGACUGCGCCUACGAACUGGGAGGGAAGAACACUGAGAUCCUGAGAGCUCUGCAGAAAGCGUCUGGACUCUCCCCCGAUGCUGAACCAAUCAAACUCCUCUCUGUGCCCAAAGGAGCUCUGGCUCAUUCGUUCGUGCAGCGUCUGCGGCUGCAGGAUAAUUCCAACGGCAGGAAACAGAAACUGGCUCAGUCCAUCAGCAGGAUUCAGCAGAUGAAGAAAGGUUCCUCUGGUUCUCCUCCCAGGUGUUCACCCACCCUGAACCAGAUGAACCCUGACAGGAGGAGGUUGAGGCGAGGGGAGACGGUGGAGGUCAGCAGCCCCUCAGGGAGCCUGGACGCCGGGCCCCGGCCGAGAGAGCGGCCCCUGGGUCGCUGCCACACCAUGGACUCCGGAGAGCGAGCAGCGGAGCGGGCGGAGUCCACGCACGCUCCCAACGCCGCCGCUGCCGCUGCCGUUCUGCCAGCAGGCGCUCAGACGUCCAGAGAGACGGAGCCUGAAACACGCUCCUCUGACUGCAGCAUGGGGAGCGAGAGCUCGCCGUCGCCGCCGUCUAACACCUCAUCACACGCCGAUAACUCCUUCGAAGCCCCGCCCACUCACGACCGCUCGGCCUCACUCGAGUCCGACGACGGCCACAGUCUGCAGCCUGUGAACGGGACGUUAGAGGAGUCAUGUGACGAGCAGACGAGGCCUCGUGUGGACGCAGAGGACGGGAACUCGAAUCCCACCCACACCACAGACCUUCACCCCCCCGUCCAGACUGACGGAGGUGAGCCGACGGACGCCGACCGAACACCGGAGACGAGGCAGUGAAGUGUUCGUCCUGCAGAGCAACAAUGAACACUGAAGGGAGGAAACAGACAGAACCAAAAGGAAGAAAGAAAACAGAAAUUCACCAGUGAUGCAACAGUAACUACAGAGAAACACUCUACAGAGACGACACAGAGGCUGAAGGGUCAGUUCACUCAUUUUACAGGAAGACGUGUUGCUCUGCUCUCUAAACCAGAAACAGCUCCUGCUCAGAUAACAUCCAGUCCUGUGUCUCAGUGAAUCAGACACCGAAACACUUGGAGCUGCAGAAUAUUACAAAUACAUUUGACCUUUACACAGAUGAUCAUGUUGCAGGAGCUGCAGCAGUUACAGUUUCUGCUUCAGAAAGAAGAGUAUCAGAACGUUUUAAUAACAUCUGUCUGUCUGAAGCUCCAUAAAGGGAGGAGAUGCUGCAGAGGCUGGAUUGUGCAGGUGUACCUAAUAAAGUGGUCAGGGAGUGUGUGCUGAGGCGAAGGGGAAGGUGAAGAUAAAUGUAAAUUGGGUGAACUGAGCCUUUAAAGUGCAGAGUGUUUCCUCUCUGACCCGUCGCUGCUGAUGUUUUUAAACUCAGAGGAAACAGCAGGUGUUGGUGGUGUGGUCUCCUCCUCCUCCUCCUCCUCCUCCUCCUCCUCCUCCUCCUCCUCCUCCUCUAACCUGAGUUUGAAGCACUUUCUUCUUCUAGCCUUCACAAAAGGAAAAAGGGAUGCAAACUGACCUUAGAUUAGUUUCAUACUGUUUUGAAUGUCGUUGCUUUAGUUUGAGCAGAUCAGACUUCAUUUGAAGAACAUGUUGUUUUUCUUUUACUUGAAAACUAAACGUUUCUCCUGUUUAACAUCGUUCUGCUCCGCUCACUGUUUUAUUAGGAUGAUUUGAUUUUAUUUAUGACCCUCGCUGACGGCGGCGUGUCGUGUGUUCAGAGAGGUUCGGCUUCUCCUGAACGUGUUUUUCUUCACAGACGUAGAGGAAGUUAAAGGACGGCGGCGCUGCCUCUGCAGGUUUCUCACAAAUCUGAUUUUACAUCAGUUUAUUUCAUGAAAGUCAACUUGAAACUUGCUAAAUAAAAAUACAGCAGUUAACAAAUAUGAAACUACAGGUUUAGCUUUGGUGUGGUGCAUUCAAGAACCCUUUGAUAAGGAGGAAAUGAUAGCACUGGUGUUUUUUUUUAAUGUUAUUUAUUAAAAAGUUUAAUAUUAUAAUUUUUCAUCAGAUUUAAGGUGAAACACUUGAGGAAAUAAGAGUUUCUUCACUCACUGGUUCAUUUUGAGAUUUUGGUCUGUUUUUAAAUCCCAGAACAUUUUCUCAAAAUGACUUUUUCUCUCACUUUGAUCUAAAUCUCCUCUUCAGCAGAUCUUACAUCAUUUACUGAACAUUCCAGAUUCUGAAGGAUUUUACAAGGAGCUGUGUUUAUAUCAUUCACAGUCUGAUUAUCGAACAUUUGUUCUCUAAAAACAGAGAAAAUGUAUUAAUGGAGUAUUAAAAAGAGUCAGUCUUAAUGUCAAUAAUCAGCUGGAGGAAGUUUCUUCAUGAGUAUUAGUUAAAUUUUGACCCUGCUCACCUGUAGUCUCACCUGAAGUGGAAGCGUAUUGUGAUAGUUUCAUGUUCAUUUUGCAUAAAAUUCUGUUCGUCAAAAUCAAUUAAUGUCAGUAACUGACAUGAUACAGGUUGACAUCGGUAAAAACUGGUAUUUAUAUCGUCUCUGUUGAUUUUUCCACUCUGCAGGUUUGUUCAUGUAAAAACAGACGCUGUGAUUUGUACAUUUAAGCAGCGUUGAUGUAAAACAUUCAGUCGUUAAUGAGCGAAGUGAAACCUGCAGACUCAGCAGCCUGAUCCUUUUAACAUUAGAGGAUAUUUAACCUAUAUUACACCAGACUGAAGUAAUAAUGCAGUACUGUAUAUCUGUCACCAUCGGUGUCACUGUUCACUGUAGUGUGUGUGUGUGUGUGUGUGUGUUUGAUACCUCCUUUGAUUCUUUGUGUUUCCGUCUGUUUGUUCUCCCUCCAUCUGUCCAUCACAAACAAACAAACAAACAAACAAACAAACAGCGUCUCUGUGUUUUAAGCUGUUUUAAGGAUGUCAAACCCAAUCACAAGCCAAGUCCUUAUUUUUGUACCUGUUUUUAUUUCCAGGGUUCGGAUGUUUAAAGACGACGUGUGAAUGUCAAUGUGCCUUAUUUAAUUCACACCCAGAUAACCGAUAAUAAACCUUUGAUUUGAACGCUGA